This is a messenger RNA of Cherax quadricarinatus, 2976 nucleotides long. Lineage: Eukaryota; Metazoa; Arthropoda; Malacostraca; Decapoda; Parastacidae. The record is from RefSeq and is a predicted model, not a curated record.
AUGACGGAGAUAUUUUUUAAGGACUGGUGCUCGUCCCAAAAAUACUCCGGAGAAGACGCCCGAAUCCCUUCGGUGUCAUUUACCUCUGGGGAAUUUCACGUCGAACAACUAGAGAAAAUACGAAACGAAUAUUUAACUAUUACAACAACUCUAAUCGAAGCUAGAAGACGUCUAAACGAGGAGAAUUUAGGCGUGAAAGAUGGGGAGGGAGGGUCAUGGGUAGAGGCCUCCCACAAGAGGGGGGAGAGGCAGGCCAGCAGCAAUAACAAAAGGAAACGUCGUCACCGUACAAUCUUCACCGAGGACCAGUUGAGGCAGCUGGAGCUCACCUUCCAGCACACACACUACCCAGACGUCCUCCUCAGGGAACAGCUCGCACUGAAGGUUGACCUUAUGGAGGAGAGAGUAGAGGUGUGGUUCAAAAAUCGCCGUGCCAAAUGGAGAAAACAGAAAAAGGAGACACAAGAAAAAUGUCUCGAUGAAAUCAAGGUCAUUCAAGGUGACCCACAGAAUGGUCUGUUUAGUCGAGAGAUUCUAGAGGUCAAGUCAACAGCCACCCUUAAGUCAUCCGAGGUAGUUCCACACACAAAUUUACAGAAUCCAAAGGUCAAGCUACAUCUCAGGAAAAUUAAGUUCAAGACCAGCAAAUUACUUCAACAGCACUGCAAGGGUAAUGAUCCAAUUCCCAAGUUCACUCUAAGUCAGGGCAUAAUGGGAACCAAAGCCAGGGAUAAUGACAGAAUACUGCAAGACCAACUGUUCCUUCAAGAUGGCAGCCAGAAAGAUAGUCAGCUCCAGGAGUAUUUAAUGCUUAAGCAACACAAGAAGGAAAAAAAACAAUGUAGGAGUGAAACAAUUACUGAAUACCAGACAAGAAAUUAGACAAGACAUAGAGGAAAGGGCAUUAAGAACUGGCAUCAAACAUAACACUUCAACUGGCAAACACCAAUCAGACGUGGAAGCUGGGAGUACCCAUACUCCACACCUAGGGUGGGGCCACUACAAUAUAGGGGAAACAACGUCAAGUCUCAAAAGAGACAAGUGUUACCCUGAAGGACGAUGAUACUUGACCCUCUAGACAAGCAAGAGAAAACCUGAGAAACUGAGAAUAAUGGAAUUGUGAGGAACACAGAUUAAAUCACUUAAGGUAAUAUCACUGAGGGUUGGGCAAGUUAAAAGUGUGCAAGCCUUUUUGUAUGUGGCUUUUUGACAUAUACAGACAUGUAUGUCACAGUAGUUAGUCUGCCACUAGUUAAUAUGUCCUAAAAUUCAGUCAUUGGUGGGCUUGUGUUAAUAGUUAGUCAACAGCCAAUGAGUUUACUAUCCUAAUAAUCAAUAAAUAGUUCAUACAUAUUAGGCAGCAGUUAAGUCCCACUUCUUACUACAGUACUUAACUUACCACAUACAUAUCUUAACAGCAACCUGGCAGUUAGGUUCUACUCCCUACCAAUCAGUUGUGUAUUUAAUAGUAGGCUAGUAGUUAAGUUGGACUUCCAACUGUUCAGUUUGUGUAUCCUAGCUCAGUCAACAACUGGUUUAUAUGUCAUAAGAGUCAGCAGUAUCUUGAAGAGUGCAAAUAGGCAGCCAACAGUAAGUCUCCCUGUUAUAACAUGCCAACACUUAGUUCAUGUAAUAAUAAGUAGUCAAGAGAAAGUCUAUCUCUCCUAACUGCUGUUCACAUAGCCUAGUAACUAGCUCUGAAUUCACAUUUUCAAAGUUAACUUUUGUGUCUGCAUAGCUAGUUGUUGACUUAUAUCAUCAAAUAACCAUUUCAGUGUCCUAGUAUUUAAGUCAAUUUAUGUAUACAAAUUGCUAAAUGUCAUUUCACCUGUCUUAACAAAUCAAUAAUACAUGUUGUAGCAUUCAGUGAAUAGUAUAUUUAUGUACCCUAAUACUGUAUUCAGCUCGCAUGUCCCAGGAAUGAGCCAGCAGUCAGCAUAGUUAAAACAGGGUCAAAAAAUUUUCAAAAAAAAAAAAAAAAAAUUCUUAUGAAAUGAUAGAGAAUCUUUUCCCGUCAUAAUGACACCAAAAGUAUGAAAUUUGAUGGAAAACUUACGGAAUUAUGCUCUCGUGAAAUUAGCGGUCUCGACGAUGUUUAUGCAUUGGCGAUUUUGCCCACUUUGAGCCCUAUCUUCGGCCAAUUCCAAUGUACCAUUGAACAAAAAUCAUAACUAUUUUGCUACAACUCCAUUUUUUCUAUCGAAUGAAUACAAGAAACCACCCAUUUACCGAUUUCAACUAUCCAAUAAAGUGGUCAGAAAUUGGCAAUUUUGCCAAUUUCCAAAUAGGGUCUAGAAUAAACAAGACAGACAUUCCUGGCACUAAAAUAAAUUUUUUUCAGUUCAUUAGUCACAUGCCCAGGCCUCUUUACAUUUCUUUUGCUUUCCACUUUGAAUUUUUAUUCUCACAAAAUAAUAAAAGCUUCACUGUUAUGCAGACUACUGCAUUAGUGUAGAAAUGGCAUAAAUAAUAUCAGCGCACUUGUGAAAGAAUAUUAGACUCACCAGUUGACAUGUAUUGGAUGUGUGGUAUGAUUUGUUUACUUUUGAACUUUGGCAAAAAUCAAACAUUGCUACUUUGAGCUCAAUUUCAAGGUACUUUUCACUGUGAAACCAAUCAAAAAUCAUCUAAAUUUUUAUAAUAUGUCUUUCAUUCUAUAAAAUGAGACCAUGAAAACUAGAAUACAACCGUAAAUAGCACGAAAAUACACUGCAAAGUUGCUGUUUUAAAGCAAAAACACGGUCAGUUUUUUUUUUUUUCUCAUUAUGCACUGUGUGCUGCAGGAUUUUUUUUAUACUGCGCACACUGACCACAUAGACCCAUUCUUUCAUAUGUAGGCCUACCAGCUUUCUCUCGCUAUAUUUGAAGGUGCUAGAAUUUAUGCGUACUAGUACAGCACCAACCCUGGCAUGCAAGCUGUACUAGUACGGCACCAACCCUGAAAGGGUUAAAGUGCCCCAGAGCGAUAAAAUGCAC